This is a messenger RNA of Chlorocebus sabaeus (green monkey), 832 nucleotides long. It is a transcript of the gene SPACA3, whose product is annotated as sperm acrosome associated 3. The record is from RefSeq and is a predicted model, not a curated record. Gene Ontology annotation, cellular component: sperm flagellum; acrosomal vesicle. Gene Ontology annotation, biological process: fusion of sperm to egg plasma membrane involved in single fertilization. Gene Ontology annotation, molecular function: lysozyme activity. NCBI's taxonomy places the organism in Eukaryota, Metazoa, Chordata, Mammalia, Primates, Cercopithecidae.
AACACUGGGUGCCUGGGGCCCUGGCGAGGUUGUGGGGGGCAUCCUGAGCUGCAGCAGGGUUUUGGGCCACUGCUGCUGCUGCCAUUGUCACCAUGAUCUCAGCUCUGUGGGGAGCACUCAAGAUCAGGGUACACUCAAGCCCCGUUUCUUCUCCUUCUGUGAGUGGACCGCCAAGGCUGGUGAGCUGUGGGUCAUCCCAAAGCUCAGCUCUGAGCCCGAGUGGUGGCUCCAGCUCUACCACCGGCACAGAAGCCAGGAGCAGGGCUCUCGGAAGGCGGUGGUGCCCAGCUACGAUCAUGUUGUUGGCCCUGGUCUCUCUGCUCAGCUGCCUGCUACCCUCCAGUGAGGCCAAGGUCUACAGUCGCUGUGAACUGGCCAGAGUGCUACAGGACUUCGGGCUGGACGGAUACCGGGGAUACAGCCUGGCUGACUGGGUCUGCCUUGCUUAUUUCACAAGCGGUUUCAACACAGCUGCUGUGGACCACGAGGCCGAUGGGAGCACCAACAACGGGAUCUUCCAGAUCAGCAGCCGGAGGUGGUGCAGAAACCUCACCCCGAAUGCUCCCAACAUGUGCCGGAUGUACUGCUCAGAUUUGUUGAAUCCUAAUCUCAAGGAUACCGUUAUCUGUGCCAUGAAGAUCACCCAAGAGCCUCAGGGUCUGGGUUACUGGGAGGCCUGGAGGCAUCACUGCCAGGGCAAAGACCUCACUGACUGGGUGGAUGGCUGUGACUUCUAGGACGGACGGAACCACACACAGCAGGUUGGGAAUGUGGUUUGGUUCCUGACCCAGGCUUGGGAAGACAAGCCAAAUAAAGGAUGGUUGAACGUGAA